AUGGUGCGCUUCAGUUAUCAGAACGAUGGACCUCCACCCACUCGCACCUUCUAUUCCGGUCAGCAAGCGGUGCAAAUCAUUUUGAUGAUCAUUGCCGUGAUCAGUGUACCAUGGAUGCUUCUGACCAAACCGUUGAUUCUGCUCAUGCGUCAUCGUGCCAUUGCCAAACACUAUCCUCGGAACGGGUUACUGCAUGGUUCAGACAGUUCCAACCUUCCAGUCGGUGGUUUAACGAAUGCAGGCAUGGUGGAUGAGCCGUUAGGCGGCGGAGACGGCAAUGCAAUCGGAUAUGCCGACACGGUCCCUUUGCAUGGUUCUUCUAGUCGCCUUUCCAAGGCAUCCACUUUCACGGAAACCAGUGAUGCAACCUCAACUACCACAACGGAACAUGAAAAAGGUCGUGCACCGACCACUUUACCGAAGGAAACCAAUGUUUCAUCUGAAAAGAUAGUGAUUAACGAUGGCCUGGCAGCCUCGUCUAUCGCUGACUCGACUGAUUUAGUGGAAGAGCCUUUCGACUUCGGAGAUAUGAUGAUCUACCAGGCUAUUCAUACCAUUGAGUAUUGUCUUGGUUGCAUCUCGAACACUGCCUCCUAUUUACGUUUAUGGGCUUUGAGUCUAGCCCACGCUCAGUUGUCAGAAGUCCUGUGGACUAUGGUCAUGCACAUGGGCUUGAGUGUCAACGGGUUAUACGGAGGCGUUAUCUUGUUCGCCAUUUUUGCUUUCUGGGCCGUUUUGACGCUUAGUAUUCUGCUACUCAUGGAAGGUCUCUCAGCUUUCCUUCACACAUUACGUUUACAUUGGUGA
This is a messenger RNA of Echinostoma caproni, 807 nucleotides long. The record is from the annotation of a GenBank genome assembly. Lineage: Eukaryota; Metazoa; Platyhelminthes; Trematoda; Plagiorchiida; Echinostomatidae.